AUGUGUACCGAGCUUCAAGAUACGACCAAUGCGUCUGACAUGCAAAACGACACAAGAAACGCCACAGCACAGUACGAUGUAGACCCUCUCCAGACAACUCUCCUGGGCAAACUCCUGCAGCUGUUCUGGCUGGUGCCGUCCUUGGUGCUGAUUUUCAGCCUGAACUGUCUCUUCCUCGUCGCCAUCCUGCGGACCAAAAAGCUAUGGCGGCCGCGAUUCGUCCUUCCCGCUAGUCUCUGCGUCCUGGACAUCGCCCAAGGCAGCCUCUUCAUCCCCAGCUCGGUGGUGAACAUCGUUAUGGGAGGGAACAACAACCCGGCUUGGUUCUGUUGGACUCAGGCGAGCUACUUCUAUGUGGCCUCUUGCUGCACCUUCUCUACCCUAACGCUGAUGGCCUGGGACCGCUACCAAGCUGUCUGCAACGCACUUCACUAUCAGGAAAAGUUAGACUUACCGCGUCUUCUGGUAAAGAUUGCCGCCGCCUGGACAGUUUCCAUCGCGCAGAGUCCGCUCUACAUCAUUGGCAUCUACUGGCACACAGACAAUUGCAACAUCGGCGCGCCGUUUUGUAUGUUAGCGGAGUUGGGCUCACGGGGACACGCCGAGAAACGUUUUUACAUCAUCUGGGUCGUCUGUGAGUUGAUCUGCAUCGCAGUCAUCUUCCUCUCCUACGGCAAAGUGUACUUAGAAACAAAAGAGUAUCAGAAGCGGCAACGGCAGUUCUUACCACACAGGCGGUCCGAUAGCAGCCUGAGAAACAAGCGAACAGAACGAACAAUUUCAGCUCAAAUCGCCGUCCUUUUGGUCUUUCUGAUCCUACGAUACAUCCAAAUCGGCAUCUCUCUCAUCGCUACGCCGUCGAACAAAAGAUUGUCGGUACACAUCGUCAAACGUACAGUGCAGUUCCUGUAUCUGACCGUGCCUUGCUUCAGCAACCCUGUCAUCUAUGGACUCAGUAGUAAGGAACUACAAACAGCCGUGAAAAAAGUGUGCUGUGGUAAGCUGGCUAACGUCAGAAGUUCUCCGACAAGAAGGCAGAAAGUUGUUGAGACAUCUGACUCAAGGAGCGCGCAACAAGACUCUGCGAGGCCUGGGCAUACUGGUGAAAUCCAGUCACCAUCGUUCAUAAGGUUAUCGGCAACGGGAAGAGAUACUUGUAACGUUCUGUCAGCAGAUGAAGCUGACGUUUCGUGCGUGCAACGCAACAGAGAAGACAGACAAGUUGAAGGACAGAGCAAUGCCGCGUUUGAAGACAUUGUCUCAUCUUUAUAA
Messenger RNA from Branchiostoma floridae (Florida lancelet), 1272 nucleotides. RefSeq names its product olfactory receptor 2D2-like. Gene Ontology annotation, cellular component: membrane. Gene Ontology annotation, biological process: G protein-coupled receptor signaling pathway. The transcript has a single exon. Gene Ontology annotation, molecular function: G protein-coupled receptor activity. Lineage: Eukaryota; Metazoa; Chordata; Leptocardii; Amphioxiformes; Branchiostomatidae. The record is from RefSeq and is a predicted model, not a curated record. The coding region runs from base 1 to 1272 and encodes 423 amino acids.